Molecule: messenger RNA, 1334 nt
Organism: Dendronephthya gigantea
Lineage: Eukaryota; Metazoa; Cnidaria; Anthozoa; Malacalcyonacea; Nephtheidae
Product: calmodulin-like
Exons: 9
Molecular function (GO): calcium ion binding; enzyme regulator activity
Source: RefSeq, a predicted model, not a curated record
CAACAUUUAAAAGUUGAAGGCUGUUUCUCGUGUCUUGUAUUUUCUAGCGGUGGUGCUCGGUGAAUUUGGUAAAGAAACUUUUCAUUUCAAGCUCUGCCAAAGAAUGGCUGACCAACUAACUGAAGAACAAAUUGCAGAAUUCAAAGAAGCUUUCAGUUUAUUUGACAAAGAUGGUGAUGGAACAAUCACAACCAAAGAAUUGGGCACUGUCAUGAGAUCUCUUGGACAAAACCCAACUGAGGCUGAGUUACAAGAUAUGAUAAAUGAAGUUGAUGCAGAUGGUAAUGGUACAAUUGAUUUUCCUGAAUUCCUCACAAUGAUGGCUCGUAAAAUGAAAGAAACAGAUAGCGAAGAUGAAAUCCGUGAAGCAUUCCGUGUGUUUGAUAAAGAUGGCAAUGGCUUUAUUAGUGCAGCUGAGUUACGCCAUGUGAUGACAAAUCUGGGUGAAAAAUUGACAGACGAAGAAGUUGAUGAGAUGAUUAGAGAGGCUGAUAUUGAUGGAGAUGGACAAGUUAAUUAUGAAGAGUUUGUGAAAAUGAUGACCAAAUAUUUUCUUAUGUAGGCUGAUCAACUGACUGAAGAACAAAUUGCUGAAUUCAAAGAAGCUUUCAGUUUAUUUGACAAAGAUGGUGAUGGAACAAUCACAACCAAAGAAUUGGGCACUGUCAUGAGAUCUCUUGGACAAAACCCAACUGAGGCUGAGUUACAAGAUAUGAUAAAUGAAGUUGAUGCAGAUGGAAAUGGAACAAUUGAUUUUCCUGAAUUCCUCACAAUGAUGGCACGCAAAAUGAAGGACACCGAUAGUGAAGAGGAAAUCCGUGAAGCAUUCCGUGUGUUUGAUAAAGAUGGCAAUGGCUUUAUUAGUGCAGCUGAGUUACGCCAUGUGAUGACAAAUCUGGGUGAAAAAUUGACAGACGAAGAAGUUGAUGAAAUGAUUAGAGAAGCUGAUAUUGAUGGAGAUGGACAAGUUAAUUAUGAAGAAUUUGUGAAAAUGAUGACUUCCAAGUAGAUAUUGCAGUUUUACAUCAACAUUUCCAGUGGUUACAUGGUCAGGAAUGAUUUCUGAUGACUGCAUUAACUUCUGCCUCCCAUAUUACGAAGUUUUAAUUUCACUUUUCAUUUAAUGGUAUUUUUAUUUAAUGUAAGCACUAGGUUAGAUAUAAUGAAACUAUUGAAUCCCCUUUUUUGUUUAAUAUUUAUACGUAAAAUAGAUAUUGUUGCAUGAUGGUACACUAAAUGUAAAUUAUACUUAAUUUCUUGUUAAAAUAAUUUCUUGUUAGCUUUCAGUCGCGAUGUAAUUAAUUGUCAAUUUUUGGAUUGUUCACCUUCUUCAA